GUUUUAAAUGCCAUGCAUAUGUGGGCUUAUAACUGUUAGGUCGCCGCCCUGAGCAUGCCCUUCGUCGCGCACGUGGUUUAUCGCAAAAAUUGCUUUUUAAUCGUGCAAACGUUUCUAAUGGUGAAAACCUUGGAUGGUAUGCAAGCCACGCGUCGUAUAGCGCAAGACCAACCACCGACGCUGGCCCUGUCACUACACCGUUGUCCAUCCCUUUGCAAGUAGCUGAAGACAAGCUUUGACAGUCAUCUGCUUCUAUUGCGCCGUGCCAUGAACCACGGCACCCGAGGCCUUGUCAGCUCAGCUGGCACAUGGCCCGGACAUUCCUGGCUGGCCAGGCGCUGGCGCCGCGCUAGAGUCCAAUUGAAGCGGGCGCUACGUGGACAUGGCCCCUCUUCCAACCUUCGAGCCCAAUACGGCAUGCGCUUGCUGGUGUCCUGCGCAGCUGCUGCCGGCAUUCCAGGCAUGCCGGAUGCUGGCGGGUCACAGCAGGAACCCGACCCGGCCGACACGGGACCUGGCGCAAACGGCGACAAGAAGAGGGAAAGGUGGACGCCUAAAUCUGGAACCGAUUUGGGUCACCCCAAACGCCGUGUCACCGACAUCUUCCUCGCGCUGAACACCUUUCUGUUCGUCCUGAAUUGGCUGCUCAAGGAUUCGAUCAACCUGUGGGGCGUCAAGUGCUCCCCCCUGAUCAACCAGGGCGAGCUUCACCGCCUGCUGACCCCCAUGUUCCUGCACCUCAACCCCUUCCACUUGGCGGUUAACCUCCAAGCCCUCAACGAGGUCGGGCCCUAUGUGGAACUGACCUCCGGACAUGCACGUACGGCAGUUAUCUACUUGGCAUCGGGCCUCGCCGCCACGCUGGCCUCCCACCUCCUCAACCCCGCCGCCACCUCCCUGGGGGCAAGCGGGGCGGUGUACGGACUGGGGGCGGCACUGGCGCUGUUCUUCAUGCGCCACCGCCAGACGUUCGGCGAGCGCGCGUGCGACAGCGGGCUGCGAUCGCUGGGUCUGGCGGCGGCCGUGAACGCGGUGUACGCGGCAGCCAACAAGCGGCUGGACAACUGGGGCCACCUGGGCGGUUUCCUGGCGGGUGGGGUGCUGGCCGCCUGCCUGGGGCCGCGGUACACCACCUUCCGCUCGGAGGAGGAGGGGGGAGUGAUGGGGCUGCAGGACCAGCCCCCUCUGCCCUGGCUGGCUAGGCGCGAGCCCAUCGUUCCCGCACCUGCUGCGGCCGCGGUGCUGCCGGCUGCUAGGCGGCGGAUGCGGCAGUCGCCCGGACGCAAGGAGGCGCCUGGGGAAGGGAGCCGUGAGGAUGUAGGGAGCGGGAGACGUGGAGGGAGCGGAGGAGGUGGAGUUGGUCCCGCCGGUGGAAGUGGCGGGACGUGAGCUUAGGUGAUAACGGUGUAAAAAUAAAGUAGCCGGUUGGAAUGGCGUUGCUGUUUGCUUGUUUAGAGCGGUGGCCGGCUUAUCCCAUAGCCGUGCUUGGGCACUGUUAGCGGCUGCUAUUGACAGCGCCAGUUCGGUAAAGGCGGGGAGGUACGGGGCAAGGAGGGGGUGAUACCUGAUGAUGUUUCGUACUGUAGUCAGAUGUGUUGGGGCAGUAAGCAUCAGAAGGAAGUUUCGUCGUCAAGAAGCGUGUUGCCGCUGGGUGCCAGUGGGUACGCUGCAGGACAACACAACGAGACCAGGGGCAAGGCAGCAGCUGAUACUCGUACAACCGUGUUAACUGUCGCUGGCAUGUUACAGCGUCUUCCCCUCUGUGCCUAAGGGCUGUUUUACAUAUCUAUACGUGAUUUACCUCAUGUAACUUAGCAACUCCGCGCCAUGUCGACGGAAUUCCUUGAUGUCUUCUUUCCACAUACUUCGCAGUGGCUGCGCAGCAAGCGUUCCCAUAUCUUUACACAGUUGUUCCCUCCUGAUCUGCAAGAAGUAUGCUUUAAGCCUACGCUGGAGGUCCCCGAGUCUUUGGCGGGCAAGCAUAUGGUCAUAAGUUGGCCAACCUUGGUGCCUGUGGUGUUGCUUGGCAUCGCUUUGGGCGUGACCGGAUGCGUGAGCUUGUCGGCAAGGGCUCAGCACAAGAGCCGCAUAGAUCGCUCGCUGUUUGCAUGGCCACUGGCCAUGGCCUUCUACGCGCUCAUGAACCUUGCUGCGCUGUUCAGCCACUGCCUGCUGCCCCGCUCCAGCUCCUGGCAGCACCUCGCCAUCUCAGCUGACGUGGCGGCCACCGGCUGCUGCUCCUUCUGCGCCCUGUGCGCCUGCAUGGGUAACGAUCUGGCUGCUUGCGGCGGGUGGUGUGGCGGGGAUGGCGGUAACAGCAGUGGCGGCGGUGGCCGGCGGGAUGCGGCUGGCAGGCUUGUGGUGGUGGUGGGAGUGGGCGCCAUCAUGACUGCUGCGUUCUUGGGCUCCCACAUUCCCUUCAUGCCCGAGCUCCUCUACAUUGGCAUCACAGUGCUCUCAGCCGCAGUCGUGGGCCGACACCUCACCUCCAGGCAACGCCAACGCCGACUGUCGUACCCGCAGCAGCUGAAUUUCCACCAGCAGCCCCAACAAUGGCAGCAGCUGCAGCAGCGGCUACACAUGCAGCAGGGAAGGUACCUUGUGCUGCUGCUCUCCGGGGCCCUUCUAGCGCUAAGUGGGGUUCCGUUGGACGCCACGCUGUGUCGGUUGUUGGGUAACGGUCACGUCAACCAUGUGACGUUGCUGUUCGCCGGUUGCCACGUCAUGAUCCUGGCGCUGUACUUGUACGUCAGGGCGGAAGUACGGGUGAUGCGGUUGGUGCAGUACGACAAUGACAGCGACGACUGCUACAGAAGCAGCAGCAGCUACAGCUGCAGUAACCCCGCCGGGAAUGGGGUCUCGGUGGAGGUUAGCUUGGGUGGGAUGCCGUCGUUUAGCGGCACGGGUGUGCGGCAGCGGGGGAUGGGCAAGUAGCAGAACGUCGCGCAGGCCAUGCGGCACUGCCGCCACUGCUGUGGGAACGGCAGCAACAACAACCUGCAGGCUUCGACUGCUGUUUGGCAUGUGGGUGUUGCGUGCCUGGACAGCGAGGCGCAUGUGCAUCUCCUUGAGGGGUGACACCUUAGACGCCAAGGUUAACCGGGCUUGAUUGUGAGGGCUCACAGGUCGAGCCGGAGUACGGUAUCAGUGACAUCAAUUGGAGCGGUACGCAUCAUUUGCUGCAGUGGCACAGGUGCCGGUGUGUACAUGGUCUCUACGUAACACUCUCACGCCGGUUUUACAUCAAUGUGAUCAAUCUGGAUAUUUGCUUCACUGUUGGCCGUUUGAUGUGUGCAGUUUGCAGAAGCUCCUCUUUGACAUGUGCAAGCUUGGUUAGGUUGAUCAAAAUUGGUGACAAUCCUUGGGCCCAGAGCAUGUAUAAUCUCUAGCUACGUAGCUAGAGGGUUGUUCCCGACGACCGACGUUUCUUCGCAGCCGCAGCGGUUAGUGUGAUUGUGAGGCACAUCUUUUCUGUUUUAUCCGUUCUCUUCAUUCUUCGUGAUGCAUUGUAUAUAUGCAUUGUAUAAGCCGCUUCAGCACGACCCUAGUACUGCUUAAUACGACGGCGUUGUGCGGGUUGCAUCCAAGGGAUGAGCGUUUUGCAGCGUUGUAGCAUAAAGUGGUUCGCUACGCAGGCGUAUGGAGAGCCUCGCUUGUUUUCAGGAUGGGGGCCUUAAGGAUAGGUGGGCUGGACCGGGUUCGGCACGCAGGGCGGG
Messenger RNA from Astrephomene gubernaculifera, 3716 nucleotides. Lineage: Eukaryota; Viridiplantae; Chlorophyta; Chlorophyceae; Chlamydomonadales; Astrephomenaceae. The record is from the annotation of a GenBank genome assembly.